Messenger RNA from Arachis ipaensis, 1117 nucleotides. RefSeq names its product BON1-associated protein 2. Lineage: Eukaryota; Viridiplantae; Streptophyta; Magnoliopsida; Fabales; Fabaceae. The record is from RefSeq and is a predicted model, not a curated record.
CAUUAAAAUCACCGAAACGCCACCUCAAUUUCUUUUGUUCUUUCUCUCUCUUUUUCGUGCCGCCUUCCCCAUAACACAUUUACAUAUUAUAUCUACCUCCAUUCAUUAUAUAAACCAUCCUUCAACACUGCUUAUUGUUCACCAACACCACCAAAAACAUUACACACAUUAUUCAUAGUCUUAUUAUUUUGUUACAUAAUUAAUAAUUAAUACAUACACUCUAAGCUAUGGGGGUAAGCUCACAAACUAUAGAGAUUACGGUUAUUUCCGGUGAAAACGUUCAUGUGAAGGAGGAAUCAUACGUCGUCGUUCGAGCUGAGUCACUCAAAUCUUGCACAACAAAAGCAGCCAAAAACACUGACAUUAUCAUCAACAAUAAUCAUAGCUCAAGUCUGAUUUCAUGGAACGAGAAGUUAUUGCUUGAGAUUCCAAUGCAUGCAAGGUCCAUCACGUUUGAGGUUCAAUGCAAGAAUUCAAGAUCAAGUAGUGCUAGACCCGUUGGGGUGGCAAGGAUUGCUAUUUCGGAUAUAUUGUUGGGUGGUUCUGGGUUUGGCGGCGACGACAGCGACGGCGACAAUGUGCUGAGUUAUAGGUUGAGGGAUUGGGAUGGAAGAAGAAAUGGAGUUAUUCAUUUCUCCGUAAGGAGGAUGACGGCGGCACCACCGAUGGAAAAUACGGUGAAGGAGUUGGUGGAGGAUCAGAAAAAGACUAAGACGGAAUCUGGUGAAGAAGUUGUUCUUGGAGUUCCGGUAUGGUGGAACUACCCUAAUAUUAUUAUUUGAUGAUCUAUUAUUUUGUUAUUUUUUUAAAUAUUAUAUAUUUAAUUAAGAGAUGUUAUUUUUAUGUAUUUUUAUUAGUAUAAAUGAUAAAUUUUGUAUUCUUUUUUUAUUUAUUUUUAGUUAUAUACACAAAAUUUAAAAAGUGGUGUAUAAUAUAUAUUGUAAUUACAAGAGGUUUGUUAGUUGGUCAAAGUUCAUACAAAGUCAGCUUGAAUUGAAAUUUAUUGCGAUGAAGGCUUGUUAUAAGUUGUUAUGGAUGUUCAAUGACUUCAAUCUUGUAACCUCCUCCUUAUUAGUAUUAUUCCCUUUUGGUAUACUCAAAAUAUAUUAAUACAGAA